Molecule: messenger RNA, 2204 nt
Organism: Ruditapes philippinarum (Manila clam)
Lineage: Eukaryota; Metazoa; Mollusca; Bivalvia; Venerida; Veneridae
Product: clumping factor A-like
Exons: 4
Coding region: 1080-1877 (265 amino acids)
Source: RefSeq, a predicted model, not a curated record
UGGUCCAAUAAUUAUUAACCUGUGGCAAGAUCUUGUUGAAAUAUAUGAUUUAAGAACAAUAAUGAGACAAAAGGAUAAUGCCUUGUUUGCCACGAGUUUAAACCUGAUAAGGGAAGGCAAACAAAUAAAGCAAGACAUGGACAUGUUAAUAGCAAAACUGAAUGAAAAUGAGAAUAGGAGUGAACACAUUCACUUGUUCAGCUCUAAUGCUCUUGUAGAUGAUCACAACAUAAUAAAAACUGGAAAAAGUUCCACAUCUGUAGCUCUUGAUUAUGCUGUAGGAAAUUUUCCAGCAAGUAGCAAAAUGGCUGUGCUGUCAAUUGCUAGAGAUCUCGAACCUCAGAAUUCAAGAAUAAACCCCGUGUUUCUAUAAAACAUGGUGAGAUGCAUUAACACUGGGUACAACGCUUUAUAAUUUUAACAUAAUUUAAAUAGAUUUUUUUUUGAAAAAAACAUUUUACUGGAAACAUGCUUUACAUACAGUUGACACAUGUCAACAGCAAAAUUCACCCCUUCGUGAAAACAUCGGAUCUGUAACUACAUCUAUCUACAUUUGCCGUGUCUGGAUAUCAUUAUAAUACAGAAAAUCUGGCAUUUUCUUUUUGAUAUUUUUCCUAUAAAGAUCGUUUUUGCUUGCUUGCCAAAAUGUUGCAAAGUCACGUCUUUAAACUUAAGUUAGAAAGUGACUCAAAUAGCCAAAAGGUGAUGGAGAAAUGUAGAGCAGAAGGAAUUGAUUAUGAGGUAAAAAGUUUUUAUAAUUUUAUUUGAUUGAUUUUCGGCCAUUUCAUAAUUUCGUUUAUUUGGAAUGAUGAAUGCCAUAUGAUGAUUUAAUCUUUAUAAUUCCAUACAAUUAUUUUUGCAAUAUCAUACAGUACAGUAUUAAUUAUUUCAAUCAUCACUGUUCUUAAAUAAUAAUAGAUUAAACAAAAAGUUCCUUUUGAAAAGGUUUAUAGGGUGACAUACUGUUUCUAACCUCAAAAAUAACUUUAUUUGCAUACUUUGCUUGACUCAUGUUUUUUUAUUGACUGAUAAAGGACAGUGCUUUCCAAUUUAAGACAAUCAGAAUCAUUUAAUUGACCAUGAAUAUGCUCUAUAUCAUUGCAAACAAGAUUUCAUUCCUGUGUGAUCAAGGAAUGGUGUAUUUGGUUAAACUAGAUAAUCAGGUGCUGGUUUUGCUAGGUCGUACAUUGAACAUUGGAUAUAAAAUUGAAAACUGUUCUGGUCUUUCCACAGAAUCGUCUAGUGAAAAAGUAAUAUGUGAAGUUGAUGAUGAUGAGGAGGAUCAGGAUCCAACGUAUGUUCCUGAUGAAAAUGAUUCUAUAUCUGACUCAGAAUCAGAACCAGAUUCUGCCAGUGAUAUAUAUCCAGUGCUUACUGAAGAUGCUUCAGAAUCGUCUAGUGAAAAAGUAAUAUGUGAAGUUGAUGAUGAUGAGGAGGAUCAGGAUCCAACGUAUGUUCCUGAUGAAAAUGAUUCUAUAUCUGACUCAGAUUCUGCCAGUGAUAUAUAUCCAGUGCUUACUGAAGAUGCUUCAGAAUCGUCUAGUGAAAAAGUAAUAUGUGAAGUUGAUGAUGAUGAGGAGGAUCAGGAUCCAACGUAUGUUCCUGAUGAAAAUGAUUCUAUAUCUGACUCAGAACCAGAUUCUGCCAGUGAUAUAUAUCCAGUGCUUACUGAAGAUGCUUCAGAAUCGUCUAGUGAAAAAGUAAUAUGUGAAGUUGAUGAUGAUGAGGAGGAUCAGGAUCCAACGUAUGUUCCUGAUGAAAAUGAUUCUUUAUCUGACUCAGAAUCAGAACCAGAUUCUGCCAGUGAUAUAUAUCCAGUGCUUACUGAAGAUGCUUCAGGUAAAUUUAGAAACAGUAUAUAUUAUCCUGUAACAUGAUAGCUUGCAGAAUCAUGUCUGUUUCAACUGGUCUGUUGGUAAUCUUUUUAGCUCAUCUGUCACGUAGUGACAAGGUGAGCUUUUGUGACCUCAUGUUGUCUGUCCUGUGUCCGUGCGUGUGUCAUUGCGUCAACAAUUUCUUUAUACAACAUCUCCCCCUAAACCAAUUGGUGGAUUUUGAUCAAACUUCACAGGAAUGACCCUUGGGGAAGCUCUACCAAAUUUGUUCAAAUCAUGACACCCCCCCCCCAAGUCAAAUUGGCCCAGCCCUGGUGCUAAUAAUUUUUAAACAAGAGGGCCAUGAUGGCCCUGAGGUCGCUCACCUGU